Owenia fusiformis is the source of this 449-nucleotide messenger RNA. NCBI's taxonomy places the organism in Eukaryota, Metazoa, Annelida, Polychaeta, Sabellida, Oweniidae. The record is from the annotation of a GenBank genome assembly.
GUCGUAACAAUGCAGUGUUUGGAUCUCAGGUGUAUUAUCCUAUUGUUUUCGCACAGUUUUCCCCUGACAUGGUUCACGAUUAUACACCAGCAGGGUAUGACAAAGACCCACUGGCAAUAAAUAAAUACACUGGUCAUUGGGUGCACUAUGGCUAUGGUAUGAUGUGUGUAUAUAAACAGGACUAUGCAGCAGUCGGGGGAUACAACCUAACUAUACAGGGUUGGGGAGGAGAGGAUGUAGAUAUAUUUUUACAGCAUACAAAAAGUCAUCUGAGAGUAUUCAGAGCGAUGGAUCCAGGUCUUAUACAUAUAUACCACAAAAAACACUGCAGGAGUUCUCUCAGUGCAAAACAGUAUAAAAUGUGCACUGAUUCUAACUCAGAGGGCCUCGGAAAUGUGUCGCAACUUUUCCGACACAUUAUGAACUUAACAGAACGAUUUAAUGAGGAG